Rhizoctonia solani is the source of this 174-nucleotide messenger RNA. RefSeq names its product plasma membrane proteolipid. Lineage: Eukaryota; Fungi; Basidiomycota; Agaricomycetes; Cantharellales; Ceratobasidiaceae. Gene Ontology annotation, cellular component: membrane. The record is from RefSeq and is a predicted model, not a curated record. The transcript has 4 exons. The coding region runs from base 1 to 174 and encodes 57 amino acids.
AUGGCCUUUACCGCUAGCGACAUCUUGAAGAUCAUUCUUGCUAUCAUCCUCCCACCUCUGGGUGUCUUUUUUGAGCGAGGAUGCGGUGCUGAUCUAUUGAUCAAUAUCUUGCUCACAAUCCUUGGUUACAUUCCCGGCAUCAUUCACGCACUCUACAUCAUUCUCAAGUACUAA